UUGGCAUAUAGCAUCGCGACGUACGGCGUCUGAUUUAGUUUCUACCCAACACGACAGACUUGGUUCAAAAUUAGUGGUUUUCAUCCUACUUAUCAGGAUAAAGCUUACUUCACUUGUUAAUAGUGAUCCAAGACACUUAAAAAAUGCCGGCUCGCAAUAAGGAACAAGAAGCUGAAGUUUUAGCUUGGAUUGAAGCAGUUCUAGGUGAAAAACUUCCUAAUGGAGAUUAUGAAAACAUUUUAAAGGAUGGUGUGAUUCUUUGUCAACUUAUCAAUAAAAUUGCCCCUGGAUCAGUAAAAAAGAUCCAAACUAAAGGAACGAACUUCCAGCUUAUGGAGAAUGUUCAGAGAUUCCAAGCAGCUAUCAAAGCAUAUGGUGUGCCUCAAGAAGAAAUUUUCCAAACUGCUGAUCUCUUUGAGAAAAGAAAUAUUCCUCAAGUCACCUUGUGUCUCUAUGCUCUUGGAAGAAUAACCCAAAAACAUCCUGAAUAUAAUGGACCAAGAUUGGGCCCCAAAAUGGCAGACAAAAAUGAAAGAACCUUUACUGAAGAACAACUAAGAGCACAUGAAGGCCAACUCAACCUUCAAAUGGGAUUCAACAAAGGUGCAACUCAAGCUGGUCAUGGUGGAUUUGGAAACACAAGACAUAUGUGAACUCUUUUAUUAUUUAAUAAGAUAUCAUUUGUCAUAUAUUGAUAUUAUAUAAGUUAAAUAUUUAAAUGAUUGUAAUUGGAAUAUUUUUUUAAGUCAAAACACCUUUACAACACACACAUACACAAACA
Messenger RNA from Chelonus insularis, 781 nucleotides. RefSeq names its product myophilin. The coding region runs from base 144 to 653 and encodes 169 amino acids. The record is from RefSeq and is a predicted model, not a curated record. Lineage: Eukaryota; Metazoa; Arthropoda; Insecta; Hymenoptera; Braconidae. Gene Ontology annotation, molecular function: actin filament binding. Gene Ontology annotation, biological process: actomyosin structure organization; actin filament organization. Gene Ontology annotation, cellular component: actin cytoskeleton. The transcript has 4 exons.